This is a messenger RNA of Haliotis rubra (blacklip abalone), 5818 nucleotides long. RefSeq names its product hypoxia-inducible factor 3-alpha-like. Bases 785 to 3517 code for a protein of 910 amino acids. Gene Ontology annotation, molecular function: DNA-binding transcription factor activity, RNA polymerase II-specific; protein dimerization activity; RNA polymerase II transcription regulatory region sequence-specific DNA binding. Gene Ontology annotation, biological process: regulation of transcription by RNA polymerase II. The transcript has 9 exons. The record is from RefSeq and is a predicted model, not a curated record. NCBI's taxonomy places the organism in Eukaryota, Metazoa, Mollusca, Gastropoda, Lepetellida, Haliotidae.
UUACGAGCUGACAGCAUAUAGGAUCUAGCUAUCUAGUCUCAGCACAUCUAGGGACAACCUCUAGUGGGUAUUAUCAGUACCAGUCUUCUACGAGGGGAAUACAGGUCUGUUUAAUCCAGUUAAGAAAAUACACAGUUGCAUGGGACACAAGAUAUGAAGCUAUUAUCCACCUUGCUCUAAAAAGGAUCUGUCCGUGCUUAUCUAUACUGGACACUGGAUAGGUAGUGAUAUUAUCCAGCAGAAGAUUUGUAGGGAAGGCCAAGUGAUUUGUGUAUUUCAUCAUCAGAAUGAUGUGAUUGCACACAUGUAUAAUGGAUGGACAAUGAUCGCUCCUCACUCCUCCUACCACUGUGUCACAUUAAAUAAUCCAGCUUGAGCUGUAACGGUGUAGAGCUGUGAAGUGGUAGUCUGCUCUGACAAGCAGACGGCACACACACGUAUACCCGCUCUUUCAUUGAGGGGCUGCAUUGAGAAUAUAUUUACUGUUAUGUCAGUAUUCACGCUGAAAACUGCAUUGUGUGGAGUCUGUGGGUCGUCUGUCGGUCGGUUGGUUAACUCCUGGAUUCCAGGAUUGUGGGUAUGGUGAGAUUUCCAGUGUCAGCAGAAGAGGACGUUUGUACCUUAGGCUCGGAGUGGUAGUCGGUGCAGCAGUGUUUGUGUGUGGAGUGCUGUGUGCUUGCAGCCAACAUGCACUGAGUCGGGAGUACGUGCUUAACACAAGGUGUAGCUUGUUCCACUUGAAUGUUUACUGGAUACUGAGCAGCGUGAUCGCAGACAUCUCAACAUGCCUCAUUUACAGUUGAAGAGGAGAAUCUGCUUCCAGUUGCAUUGGAAACCCGAGAAAAUACGGAAAUUAGCAAUUGUACAGAAAGGGAAUGCAAUAUCCUCCUUACAAGCUGAUGAGGGAGAUGACAGGAAGAGCCAAAAGUCAAAAACAGGGGGUGAACUUGUCUGCCAGAACAGCCUUAACACCAGAGUCCAUGCUUCCCAGCCCCAGGUGUCAGAAGGGCAGUUGAUGUUGGAAACACUGCAAGGCUUUGUCAUGUUUGUCAAGAAGAAUGGUAUAAUCCUGUAUGUGUCUGACACUGUAGAGCAACACCUGGGUCUAAAACAGGAAAACCUCUUGGGAACAUCUGUGAUCCAUAUCAUCCACCCUGAGGAUAUGACAGAGCUGUCGAAGCAGUUUAAGGUCUCUGUAUCCAACAAAACAGCUGAUGCCUCUGCAAACGUCCAGAACAUUCUCCAAUCAGAACAGAAAUGCUCUUUCCUUUUACGGAUGAAGUUUCAAUUCUCUAGGAAUGAUGAGAGGAGUCGUCAGACAGGCUACAUGCUAGUACAGUGGACGGGCCGGCUGAGGUUGCGGCCCUCCAGGAAGGCGUGUGGCUAUGCCAUCGAAGGCCUGGUGUGCAUGUGUCAGCCCCUACAGACCAACUCCAUCCUGGAGAUCAGGAUGGGAGGAAGCAUGUUCAUCAGUAGACAUGACCUUGGAAUGAGGUUUACGUACUGUGAUCCCAGAAUCAUCACAUUGAUUGGAUACGAACCAAAUGAGGUCAUUGGCAAGACAGCAUACUACUUUCACAAUCCCCUGGAUGCCCCGAAAAUCAGUGACUGUCACUCCAACUUGAUUGUUAAAGGAGCAUCAGUGAGCAAGUACUAUCGCUUCUUUGGGAAGACAGGGGACUGGGUUUGGCUUCAGACCCGGGCUACCAUCAUCUACAACACCUCUCAGAAACCACAGUAUAUUGUCUGCAUGAACCAUGUCAUCGGGGAUGAGGAGGGACAGAGGUACCUGACGAUGGAGGAAGAACAGUUGGGGUUCCGAGACCCAAAUGUCCGUGGCUGCAUUGACCUUGCCAACACCAGCACAGAGUCUCCAGUGAGCAUCUGCAGUAGCAGUGGUGAUGAAGGCCAUGAUGACACCGGCUACAGCAGCGGUUACAGCCACACCACUGACACCAGCAGCCCCCACACGUCAGGCUUUGUGAACCUGUCCUCUCCCGACACCCACACUCCACCAGAGUGUGGAGAUGACAGAGACUCGGUGCUAGACUACCCAAUGACUGAUGUCAGCCAGAUCGAGAAUCUUCAGAAGGAGACCUCUGAUCCUGUGAGCCAAGCAGUGACAGCAAUGUCAAAUGCUCUUGAUCCAUUCUUGAGUUCGUUCCGAGAGGAGCUAGGACUAGAAGGUGCUCAAGCUGACGACGGAAUGGAUCUCUUGGAUGACUUGCUAAAGAGCAUGGAGGAAGAUGACCCAGUGUCUCCACAACCUCCUCCAGCUUUGCCUAGUGUCCUGAAUAAUCCUCCGGUGAAUGUUCCUGAACCAGGACGACAGAAGUCUCUUUUGCGAUCACUUCUGGACAGGGGUGAUAAAUCUCCAACUAAAUCCACCAUGGACUACUCUUUUUCCUCCUCAAGACCUGUUUUGAAAGAUGCUGUGUUAUUUCCAACAUCAAGUUUGACAAGUGUUCAGUCAGAUAAAACAAUUAACACAAUGUCGAGAUCCACUAUACCAUUUACUUCCAGUAAUUCCCAGACACAGACACCUAUCCUUCAAAUCUCUAAUCCUAGUUCAGUAAUGAGUGACCCACUUGCAGGAUCAAUAGAUUCAUCUAGUGUCAGUGUCCCACAACCAGAUCCCUUCAUCCCAGAAGACUUGCUGGACUUUGCCAUGCAGUACUGUGACACUAUACCUGAUGAGCAAUCCCAAGCCAUCAUCACCAGCUAUGGUCAAGAUCUGUGGUGCAGUGGAGUGGAUGACCUCAUCACAACCUUUGCUGAUGUUCAGCAAUCCACCACGGAGCCAGUUAUGUCCUCUGUAGUCAACACAAGUCCAGCUAAAGGUCUUUCUACAGAAGGUCCUCAAGCCUGUCCAGAAGUGAGUUUCAUAGAUCUGGAUAACUGCUGCAGGAGAGAGCAGUAUGCUCCUGCUUGUAAGCAGAAUCAGUGUGAGAAUAAACAGUCUUCUACAGAUGUUUCAAAGGAUUUAUCAACUCAGAUAUUAUUCAAUGUUCUUAGCAACAGAAAUACCUCUCAGAUAAAAGAUUCCAGGAGCAACAAGAGUGUAUUCGUUCAACCACUGAAGGCCACACCUCGGCCUGUUGUUAGUCACACUGUUUCUAGUUCACAUGUGAAUGGUCCAUUUACCAGUAGAUGUGCUGUCAGUUCAGAGUCAGAGAGAUGUCAGAAGAAGCUGACAUUUAGGACUGUUCCAACUCAACCACCAAGGUCACCCUGCAGGACUUUUGCAAGCCCUGUAGGACGAGGGCAGACGGCCACAGUAUCUGCUGCCUGUGUUAGUUCCAGGUGUGGCAAAUCAUUAGUGUCAGCUCUGUGUGACAGAGGAGCUGCUUCACCAAGUUCAUGUUCAUCAAAAUCCUCAACCCUUGUUGUUCCAAGUCAGCAACCAACACAGCCUCCUUCAAGUAGACAUAGUGAGCAGGUCACUGCUAAGCCAUCUGAGGGUAUGUCUGAACUAGAGAAAUACUUACGUGGGUACAUCAAAAAGACCACAUGCUGACAAAACAACAGAAAGUGUCUCCCCUCCCCAACACUCCACUUCCCCGCCAGCGCAGACACCCUUCCUUCAGAAGCUGCUGACAGGGGAACUCUCACGUGAACACUACAGAGAGAUUGACUCACAGUUGCUCAGGCAAGAGAAACAACGUCGAUCGUCUACUCAUUCAUUGUCAGAGGGCUGAGAGCAGCCAUGUUGUGUCUACGUGGUUCCCAGUUCAUGGAAUAGUAUAGAGUGUGUUAAAAGAGCUCCUUGUGUGAUUCCAAUCUGCCCAAUUCCAGGAAUAGAAUGUGAGGACAACACUCUGUGUUAAGUGUCCAUACCAAUCACCUGAUGUAUGGAAUACAAGAUUGGUUGCAAAAGCAAUGUGUGAUAUGAGGAUAGAUUCAAUAGUUUGAUCCCAGAGUGAUGUGCAACCUAUUAAUCCUUCAUGUCCAGUUUCAUGAUGUUGUUGGCAUUGUUCAUCAGGUGAUGAAUGCUUGGAAGUUCCUAUCACCAACCUACCAAAGGAUACCUACACCAUUUCAUAGCUGCAGGAUAUAUACGGUGACGUCUUGUUCAUGCCGAUGAUACUGUCUCUGUAGAAUUGCUGUGUGAUACUUUUCUGGAAUAUUCAUUCUGGGUUGUCAUGGAGACUGAGCAUUACCUGUACGGAUUCAUUUGGAUGUUCCCAUGAAGAUUAUCCAGAAGGUGCAUUUGUUAGUGGUGGAUUAUUGGAUUAUGCUUAUGUAGAAUGCCUUAAGAAAGAAUUGUGAUGUCAUUAUUGACUGUUACAUAUAUUGUUAAGAUGGUGGCGUAGCUUAACGGUUAAACCGUUUGCUCAUCAAGCUUAAGGUCUGGGUUUCAUUCCAACACUGAUACCAUGUGUGAAUCCCAAUCUGGUGUUCCCUGCUGUGAUAUUGCUUUAAUAUUCCUAGAAGUGGCAUAAAACCAUACUCACUCACUCACCCACUCACUCACAGCAUUUAUUCAAGAAACAUUCUUUCUUGAUGAUCAAUGUAAUCCUAUGCAUUACAUAACACCCUUCAACUGUGUAUGAGACUUGCCAUCAGACUCAGCACCAGAGAUAACUAAAUAUGAAUCCUUAAUAUCUUAAGCCUGCAAACUUAGGAUAUUUGAAUCUAUUGUUUUCGAUUGUUCUCACAGUAUGAAUGUAAAGACAAUUUAUUGACAGUAAUUAACAUAAGUCGUCAUAGUGUUUCCUCAAAAGCUUACCCUACCUGUUGUCUAAUAUGCAUAUUUAUACUUGGUCUUCAGUUAUAUAAUAAAAGAAGUCAAUAUUGAAGGUGUUUAUGGCAGUAGCACGGUGGUGUAGUGGUUAGCAUACUGGCCUCUCACACCAAAGGCCCAGGUUCGAAUCCCGGUGGAGAUGCCAAAAUUUGUGACAUGGGUCUCAUACUGUGUUGUGUCCCUGGGCAAGGCACUUCGUCCACAUUGCACUCAGUCCACCCAGCUGUUCAAAAUGGGUACCUGAGAAGCGGAUGUACGGAGCUAUAUGGUCAUGUGAAGCGCUUAGUAGCGGCUUUGAAAGUACAAUUCCAUCAGGGUAAUAAUGUAACGCCAGAGAGCAGCAUCAUGUUGGAUUCUAGCCGCAAAAAUUAGCAUUAUUAUUAUUAUUAUUAUCAACCUAAAAUGUGUCUGUGUGCACACUGUGGAAGUUUGUUUACCAAAAAAACGUAGUACAGUCAAUUGUUCUAAAUUGAUGUGUCAAUGAUAAUAACUUCACAGACGUCUUAUGUUAUCAUUAACAAAAAAAUAUGCAAAGUGGUAACAUAAGCACUUUACACAAGUCAGUCACGUGUGACUUUUGUUUGAUUGUAUCAUCUUAGUGCUAAGAUGGCAUCCAUAACAGCUGCCUCGCUCAAAGACGUAAUUUUGUCUCUGCCUCAGUGAAAAUCUUUGUGUGGUUCUUUAGUACUCCAACUGGGCUUUGACACCUGUGACUUUACGUCUUCAAGUAGGAGAGAGUACUUGUUAAAAGCUUCCAUAUCUCUGUAGUCAAAGAUGGUGCAAAACAUUUCAAAUGUAGGACAUGGACUGGAUUGAAGAGAUUCAGCAUAAAAGGGUUUAGUAAUUCAUACUUGAAAUGUGUUAAAUUGACUUAACAUCAAAUAGAAACUUGAAAGACUCUAAAGAUCGGUAUAUGUUCUCAUAUGCUUUUGGGGUUUACUUCCUAUGAGAACAGGGGCGGUGGGGUAGCCUAGUGCUUAAAGCGUUGGCUCGUCACGCCGAAGGCCCGGGUUCGAUUCCCCACAUGGGCACAAUGUGUUAAGCCCAUUUCUGGUGUCCCCCGCCGUGAUAUUG